CUGCCACCAGCGCGUGGGGAGAAUCUCCCUGAGGCCCCCUCCCCCCCCCCCCCCCCCCGUCUUAGGGCCCAGAAGAGCCUGGAACUCCGCACGCCUGAGGCCCCGGGACGCUUUUCUUUCCUCCCAGAAGCUCCGAGCCUGGAGCACUGGCGCCCGGAGUUACCGUGGAGGGGCGGGGAGGGAGGCGGGGUCACCCUGGAGACUCAGAAGGAGGGGACAGGACGGGGCAAUCUAGCCUUGGACUAGGCGGCGAAGAGGCCUCUGGGAAACAGGAAGUGAAGAUCGUACCGGGUUCCCCUCUCCUCCCCACUUCCGAAGCUUUUCCCGCCGCGGCUUCCUCCGCUCCGCGCCUCAAGCCUGGAGACAAGGCUGGGAAAAGAUGGUGGAGCUUCACCAGAUGGAUUCUCUGGGGCUACUUUGCUGCCUCUACAGGGAGUCUGGAGUCCCACAGAUGGCCUUGGAGAGGGACAGACUCCCAGCCCACGUGGUGACAUUCAAGGAUGUGGCUGUGGACUUCACGAGGGAGGAGUGGUGCCUCUUGUCCCCUCCCCAGAAGGAGCUGUACAAGGAGGUGAUGCUGGAGAAUGCCUGGAACCUGCUGUCUGUGGGACUUCCAGUGCCCCCAAAAGACAUCCUCUCUUAUUUGAAGCAGAGGGAAGCCCCAUGGAUACUGGAGCAAGAAGUCCUGAGGAGCUGCUGCCCAGAAGGAGAGAUCAGGCCUGAAAUGAAGGUGAAUCCAACAGAGGUGAGCCCUCCUGUGGAAGAAAUGGACCUACAAAGAUUCAUGAGUGAAGUUCCCGAUAACUUUGCUUCCAGAGAAUUCUGCUUUGCAUGUCAAAAUUCAUCCCGUAUUGAACAUCAAAGAAUGCACACUGAGGAGAAAUCUAGUGAAAGUACUCAGUACGGGAAGACUUUUAUGCACAAGGCCAGUCUUACUGAACAUGAAAGAAUGCACACUGAGGAGAAACCUCAUGAAUGCAAGCAAUGUGGAAAGACAUUUAGUCAGAGUUCCAAUCUUGCUGUACAUCAGAGAAGGCACACUGGGGAGAAACCUUAUGAAUGCAAGCAAUGUGAAAAGACAUUCAGUCUGAGUUCUGAUUUUGCUAGACAUCAGAGAACCCACACUGGGGAGAAACCUUAUGAGUGUAAGCAAUGUGGAAAGACAUUUAGUCAAAGUUCUAAUCUUGCGGUUCAUCAGAGAAUCCACACUGGGGAGAAACCUUAUGAAUGCAUGCAAUGUAGAAAGACAUUUGGUUGGAGUGGUACUCUUGCUAGACAUCAGAGAAGGCACACUGGGGAGAAACCUUAUGAAUGCAAGCAAUGUGGUAAAACAUUUGGUCGGAGUGAUAGUCUUGCUGAACAUCAGAGAAGGCAUACUGGGGAGAAACCUUAUGAAUGUAAACAAUGUGGAAAGACAUUCAGUCUGACCUCCGAUCUUGCUAAACAUCAGAGGAUUCACACUGGGGAGAAACCUUACGAAUGUAAGAAAUGUAGUAAGACUUUCAGUCUGAGCUCUGAUCUUGUUGUACAUCAGAGAAUGCACACUGGGGAGAAACCAUAUGAAUGCAAGCAAUGUGGAAAGACAUUCAGUCUGAGCUCCAAUCUUGCUAAACAUCAGAGAAAGCACACUGGGGAGAAACCUUAUGAAUGCAAGCAAUGUGGAAAGACAUUUGGUUGGAGUGGUAGUCUUGCUAAACAUCAGAGAAGGCAUACUGGGGAGAAACUUAUGAAUGCAAGCAAUGUGGAAAGACAUUCAGUCUGAGCUCCAAUCUUGCUAGACAUCAGAGAAUGUAUACUGGGGAGAAACUGAAUGUAAGAAAUAUGAAAAAAUGUUCACAUUGCCGCUCCAGACUUGCUAUGGUGUGAAGGAAAUUUACCCUCCUCCUUUUCUGAGGCAGCAUACCUGGUGUAAGCAUGUACUUGACUCAAAGGAGAGGACUGCAUGAUGGAAACCAUUAAGCAAGGAUAGAAUGAAGGCAGGAAAAAGGCAGCAACAGAGUGGAGAGAUCACAAGAUGGAGUCAGGAAGAUGUCUCCUGAACUCCUCCUUAGUGCUACCCAGGCAAAAUAGAAAGCCAUGGUUAACUCCUUUGAUGAGAUUUGUGAGUUGAAUAAAGGUUUGAUAAACUGAGGCAAGAGUAAACCUCAAAGCUCUUUCAGUCUUGUUGCUGGCUGGACUUGCCUGUGAGCAUACCUAGGGUACUGUAAUUAUGGCCACAUAAUAGCAAGAUAAUUGGAGCAGUGAGGAAAGUAUAUCUCUCCUCUUUUUCCAUCUUUAUCCCCUACUACUUUAGAUUAAGUAAAAUUAAUUUAGGGCCACUCUCAUAACUUUCCCUCUUACACAAAUAUCACAUGAAACCACAGGCAUUCACCCUGAGCUCUCACCUGGCUCAAAAUCAGACAAUACAUUCUAGUAUGUCAUAAGCUCUCCUAAGUUUAGUUCCAAAUGGGCAUAUGGUUUAGACCGAAAGUGUGAUCCCAUAAGAAAAUUAAGUGAGCAUAGAAUACUUUUAACUUUCAUAUCAAUUUACUGACAAGGGAAGAAUUUAUGACCAAAUAAAAAAUGGAUAUCAUUAUGAGGUUUAAAAUCGGUAAUUUUUGUUAUAUUAAAUUCAAAACUGUACAAACAAAACUAAAGUAACAAAGAUUGAAAAAAGUGGAAACAGUUAUCAUUUGCUUUGCAAUAAUAUGUGCAAUUAAAUACUUCAACAUUUAAAUGUUCUAGCCCUAUUCUCAAAUGCCUUAAUUCAUUAUUUCAUAGCAUCUGGCUCUAAAGAGGAGUUAAUUUAGGAAGGAAAUAAUGUUUACUCUAUAAAAGUAAUUUAUUAUUAGCAUUGUUUCCUAAAUGAGGUUUUCCCAAAAAUUCCUUUGAAGCAAAAAUCAAAAGCUAACAAAUGAUAUUGUAGAUUUCAAAUAUAAAAUAAAAUCAUUGACAUUCUAAU
Molecule: messenger RNA, 2941 nt
Organism: Monodelphis domestica (gray short-tailed opossum)
Lineage: Eukaryota; Metazoa; Chordata; Mammalia; Didelphimorphia; Didelphidae
Product: zinc finger protein 114-like
Biological process (GO): regulation of transcription by RNA polymerase II
Molecular function (GO): RNA polymerase II cis-regulatory region sequence-specific DNA binding; DNA-binding transcription factor activity, RNA polymerase II-specific
Source: RefSeq, a predicted model, not a curated record